UUGCUUUCUCUUUUCAUUUUUGGUCACUUCCUGCUUCUUCUAUUCUCCACAGUGGAGAACAGAAAGGAGUUCAGUUCCCAUGAUCCAACGAUCCAAUCUUGACACUCAAGACUGACUCGCUCCCCUCCUUUUAAUCCGCCAGCGACGCCCGCCUUCCGUCAAUUCGCUCCCUGAAAGCUUCAACGCCGAUCACAGGGAAACGAUUCGAUCCGGCCGCUUUUCCCAUGUCGGCGACGGCGGAGAUCUUCGUCGUCACCGGGCCGGGGCAGGGCCACCUCCACCCCUGCAUGGAGCUCUGCCUCCACCUCACCCGCCUCGGCUACCUCGCCACCCUCGUCAUCCCCUCCCACCUCUCCUCCGCCAUCCCUCCCUCCUUCUCCUCCAACCCCCUCGUCGCCGUCGCCCAGAUCGCCGGCUCCUCCGGCCCCCCCAUGCGCGUCUCCGACCACCUCAACCAGCCCGCCGGCCGGGACCUCUCCGCCCACCUCGAGAAACGGGCGGCCGGCGGCGAGCCGCCCGGCGUGCUGUGCGCGGUCGUGGAUUUCCAGGUGGGGUGGACCAAGGAAGUGUUCUGGAAGUUCGAUGUCCCCGUGGUCAGCUUCGUCACCUUCAGCGCCUGCGCUGCGGCCAUGGAGCUCGGCGCGUGGAAGGCGCAGGCGAGCGACGUCCGGCCCGGCGAGGCUCGCCUGAUUCCCGGGCUGCCCGAAGAAAUGGCCAUCGUUCACUCCGAUCUUAAGAGGAAGCCCUUCGGGCCUCCUCGAGGUGGCCCGCCCGGUCCUGGCCCGAAGCCGCCGGGAGGCGGCGGAGGCGGGCCGCCGAAGCCCGGCGGCCGGCCGCCCUGGGUGCCGGAAGUCGAGGGCUCGAUCGGGCUCAUGUUCAACUCGUGCGGCGACCUGGAGCAGCCCUUCCUCGACUACAUGGGGGACCAGAUGAAGAUGCCGGUCUGGGGCAUCGGCCCGCUCCUGCCGGAGCAGUACUGGAAGGCGCCCGGCGGCGCGCUGAUCUCCGACCGCGCGAUCCGGCAGCACGGGCGCGAGUCGAGCUGCACGGAGGACGAGGUGGUCCAGUGGCUGGACGGCAAGCCGCGGCGCUCGGUCCUGUACGUGGCGUUCGGCAGCGAGGUGGGCCCGGACGAGGAGGAGCUGGCGCAGCUGGCGGCGGCGCUGGAGGAGUCGACCCGGCUCAUAUGGGUCAUCGGGUCCAAGUCCGGAGGCGACUUCGCGGACGGCAUGGAGGGCAGGGUCGGGGACAGGGGCCUGAUCAUAAGAGGGUGGGCGCCGCAGCUCCUGAUCCUGAGCCACCCGUCGACGGGUGGGUUCCUGUCGCACUGCGGGUGGAGCUCGACGGCGGAGGCGGUCGGGCGUGGGGUCCCGAUCCUGGCGUGGCCGAUCCGGGGGGAUCAGCACUACAAUGCCAAGCUGGUGGUGAGCCACCUCAAGGUGGGGUACAGAGUGGCCGAGGAUUUGUCCCAGGUGGUGAAGAAGGACGAGAUAGCGAAGGGGAUCGAGAGCCUCAUGUCGGACGAGGAGAUGCACGAGAAGGCGGCCUCGAUCAAGGCCAAGUUCGGGCACGGUUUCCCGGCCAGCUCGAGGAGGGCGUUCGAGGCUUUUAGAGAUUUUAUCAACCAGGGACUUCGGACCAGUUCUGUCUCAACUAGGUCUUUGCCUAUGUAACCGUGAGACUUUAUCUUAGUUCUGCCUGCAAAACUUCCCAUCUCUACUGAAUUUUCGUCUGGGAAGUUUGCAUAUGGCCUAUCUAAUGCAUGAAUAUGGCGAGCCGUUUCAUGAAUAAACCAGAGAGUCUGUAUAGCCUGUUGAAAUGGAUGCAUGUGUUCAGGUUGCCAGAUGAAUUUACUGGGUCAUGCCAAGUGAGUUGUUUCAUUACAAAUUAGUAAAGAGUUUGAAUAGCUGACGAAAGAAAGAAGACAGAUUGCUUUGUCUUUAAA
Molecule: messenger RNA, 1945 nt
Organism: Eucalyptus grandis
Lineage: Eukaryota; Viridiplantae; Streptophyta; Magnoliopsida; Myrtales; Myrtaceae
Product: scopoletin glucosyltransferase
Molecular function (GO): UDP-glycosyltransferase activity
Source: RefSeq, a predicted model, not a curated record